Molecule: messenger RNA, 1219 nt
Organism: Urocitellus parryii (Arctic ground squirrel)
Lineage: Eukaryota; Metazoa; Chordata; Mammalia; Rodentia; Sciuridae
Gene: C8H6orf141
Product: chromosome 8 C6orf141 homolog
Source: RefSeq, a predicted model, not a curated record
UCCUGCACGAACUGGUGAAAGAACCAACGUAUGAAUGAUCCUCCUGCCAGGAUGGGGACCCCGGAAYCCCAGGGGUUUGUGCCUUUUACGGACUGCCCCCGCACCCAGCGGGACCCCGGGUCCUCUCUGUGCAAGGUGGGGCGCCAGACUCCCCUGGCUCCUGGCGCCCGGGRUCCCGCACCGGCGGUGGCCAGCGGAAGCCUGGGCGGCUCCCAGGACUCCAGGUCUGCAGGUCCAGCCCUCCGACCGCCAGCCAGAGAGAAUUUGGAUUGUGAGUCCUGGGUGCGAGAGAAAGUGCUCUUUCUUCUGCACCCAGAAAGGUGGUUGGGGACUCAAGCGAACCCUGCAGGCGGAGAGGAGGUGGCUGGUGAGGAGGAUCUUCCCCAGGCGAGCGGAGAGGAUCACGACCAGGAACCCGACUGCUCUUCUCUCUUUCAAGGACAAAAGAGAAUUUCUGGCAGGCGAAUUAUCGCUCCUUCUGGAGCCCAGCCGCGAGACCCUGCAGCGCCACCCAAAUCUGUGCUUGUGCGGGUCGUGGAUUAUCAGGCGACGCAAGAAGUGCUGCGGACUGCAUGGACGAAGGGUCGCAUGACCACGAGGACCGAGGAGCACUGCAUGACCGCGGUCACUUUUCGCACCAACAGAGAGUGAGACUUCGGGACCCCUGUCGAACCCCAGGYCCUCCUGAACCCCUGAGGCACCCGGCGUCCACGCAGGGGAUAGAGGAUGUUUUCACCGCCAGCGAGGACCUGAUUCCAGAGGAGAUUACACUGCGCYGAGGAGCCUGAGGAAUGUUCUGGUCUGGUGGAUGAGCGAUAAUCCUUGAACGAAAAUGCUGUUCCGGGGGCUCAACUUGCAAUUAACCGAUGGAAAGAAACUUGUAAGAGGCUGGAGGGAGCUGCGCUGCAUGGAGGCAGUGGGCGCCCAAACUAGCUUGAAGAUCUGUAAACCGCAGGACCUCUGUGGCUGAAGUACCGUGAGGUUGUAGGGACCUAAGUCAUUGAGAUCGAUAGAAGAUUUCCUGAUCCUGGCAGAAGGCUAUUGUCAUGUGUGCAGGGAACCUGAGGAAACUUCCCAUUCACAAGUGUCCUGAGAGUGCAUCCAAAGUGAAACUUAUCCUCAAUGCUAAGAAAUCUAUCAGAAUGGCUAGGUCUUGGCUCCUUGAUCUUACCUCCACCUCAAAGAAAAAUCUCCUCACUUAAAAUUGUAUUAGGUGGAU